AUGUCCAAGUCCAAAGACGCGGCCAGCAAGUUCGACAUGACUCCGUUGGGAGAGACCUAUGAACCGACCUCCUUUGAUGUGAUUUGUGCUCGAGGGCGGAUUGCUGUGAACCAUACAGGCAACAAACGCUUCAAGUUGAUAGUCGAGUCGUCGUUACAGCGUUACUCCAAUGCCCCCAGCAAACUUGCCAAGUCAGCUAUAGUUUCAGAUAUAGUCGAGACGAUCCGGGCAUCCAGUCCUGGAGGUGGAUUCGUCAAGAGAGAAGGCAACAUGUGGUACGAGGCUGGAGAUCAUUUGGCUCGUGAAAAAGUGGGGCAAUGUUUGCGUGACAUGCUGCACAGCAAAUACCGAUCUAGCACCAAAGCCAAGAAGCUCAGUCGAAAGGUCAAACAGAGCAUGUUGGACGAUGAAGUGGACCAAAUCAUGAAUCGAAGUAGCUACAGAGAUAUCACGCACCGAGUCAAGGAAUUGACCAAGGAUGCUCGAAAGGAUGCGGACUUUCAGAAUGCGUUCAAUCGCGCCAACCUAGAACUACUCAAGACAUUCAAAACGGAACAAAUACGGGAAGAUGAUGACGAUGUCGACGACGAUGAAUUGACCGCCGCCAACCAGGACGACGGAGAUGGGGAUGACGAAUCGCCUCAAGUGGUGUCCAGUUCUGUGUAG
This is a messenger RNA of Seminavis robusta, 666 nucleotides long. The record is from the annotation of a GenBank genome assembly. NCBI's taxonomy places the organism in Eukaryota, Bacillariophyta, Bacillariophyceae, Naviculales, Naviculaceae.